UUAGUACUGUACUUAUUAUUUCCUUAAUCACGCAUGUCAAACAUUAACGAGGUAAAAUAAUUAAGUGUUUGUGCUGCUUGUUUUAUUUCUUUUACCGAGCGAUUCUUAUGCCAUUUUGGUAUUUGGAUAUGGUUCACCAUAUGAAACCAUGAUGAAAAAAAAAUGUUUCAUUAUUAUGACAUUUUGGACCAUCUUUGUUGUUGUAUUAGGUGUGUAUUGGUACCUAAAACAUUUACAUCAUGACUCACACAGUUUAAUGCGAACCAUUUUAGCUAAGGGAGCAAGUUCCACUAGUGAACCAGCAGCUAAGGUGUUUUUUAAUUCUAUGAAAAAGUAUUGCAAUCUACCAUCUUCUGAUAGUGUUUUUGGCUUUGAAGGUGAUUUUGAAGAAUCAUAUGGUCUUUUAGGAGUAAUAACAAUAUUUAGACAUGGUGAUCGGGGUCCAUUGACUACUUUGGAUGACAAGAGAAAAAUAAAUUGUAGUUCUUACAUAACAAAAAGCUAUAAGAAACUGGAAAAAAUUGUAAGAACACAUAAAUCUGAAACUCUUGCUGCUAAACUACUUCCGAGAAGUGAUUUUUGUAUUCCUGGGGUAUUAUCUAAGCAAGGAGCUUCCCAGCUAAUAGAACUAGGAAAUGGUUUCAAGGAAUCAUAUGCAAAACAUUGCAAUUUCUCAGAUUCUAAUAUUAUUAAACACCUUUCCGCAAAUACAACCUCAUACAGUCGGACAAUUCAGUCAGCAUAUUCCUUCUUAUUUGGACUUGUGGGUUCAGUGUUUUUAAACAUAAACAUACAAAAGUCGGGUGACGUGACUUUCUGUUCCAAAUAUUGCCGAUGCGAAGCUGCAAAUCGGUUUGAAAAAUUGCACAAGUUUGAACUAAAUGAUCUAUUUAAAAGCGAUGUCAGUGUAGCAAAUUUUUCGUCCCAGGUGCGAAGAAUCCUCAAAAACUCCGAGCAGUCAAAAAAAUCAAUUCUACCUACUACGCUAAAAGACAUACUUCUCCAUUAUGUCUGUCAUAAUGAUAUUCCUGGCUGCUCUACCGAUGAAUCUAUUUGUGUAAACUCUACGACAAUUAUACCCUUAGAUUAUUACUUACAGCGUGAAGCUAAAGCAAGCUCCAGUGGCCUUAACUUAAAGAAAGCGGGAAUUCUUCGUGCAUAUAGACUCUUGAACGCUAUUGAUCAACAGAUUUUGUCAUGGAUUAAUAUGUCAAAAAAGCGCAAAGCAAAAAAUUUUCUGUAUUUUCCCUAUUUCCAUGUCUUUUCCGGACAUGACUUAACUUUGAUGUAUAUUCUCACAAGCCUAGGCAUUUACGAUGGUUACCUACCGCAUUAUGCAUCCCGGCUUACUUUUGAAGUUCUUUCUAAAAGAAGCCAAUAUUACUUACGUGUAUUGUGGAAUGGCUUCGAUGUCACCCAAAACAUUUGUCCCUCCUCUCAGACCUAUUGCAAUGCUCGUUUUCUUGCAACUUUCAUCCGCCUUGAAAUGAAGCGCUACUUUCAAACUGAGGAUUUCCUGAGAGCCUGUAACCUCUAGUCUGCAGUUUAUUUGUCUCCACAUCUAUCACUUAAGAAGUCGCGUAUACGUUAAAACACAACGUUUGUUUUUU
This is a messenger RNA of Daphnia carinata, 1610 nucleotides long. Its product is annotated as 2-phosphoxylose phosphatase 1-like. Gene Ontology annotation, biological process: dephosphorylation. NCBI's taxonomy places the organism in Eukaryota, Metazoa, Arthropoda, Branchiopoda, Diplostraca, Daphniidae. Gene Ontology annotation, molecular function: phosphatase activity. The transcript has 6 exons. The record is from RefSeq and is a predicted model, not a curated record. Bases 149 to 1537 code for a protein of 462 amino acids.